This is a messenger RNA of Colias croceus (clouded yellow), 514 nucleotides long. RefSeq lists its product as uncharacterized. NCBI's taxonomy places the organism in Eukaryota, Metazoa, Arthropoda, Insecta, Lepidoptera, Pieridae. The record is from RefSeq and is a predicted model, not a curated record. The coding region runs from base 94 to 444 and encodes 116 amino acids. The transcript is spliced from 2 exons. Gene Ontology annotation, cellular component: mitochondrion.
AUGUCACAGGUGACAACUGAGUAACUGACAUCAUUGUAAAUAGCAAAAAGGCUGUAUGGAUUUCUAAAAGAAUUCUAUAUAUUUGGUGCUAAAAUGGCCGAGAAAUAUGGAAUAUCGGAAGCCGAAUUCAAUCUCAUCAAAAAACAGGCCGCAAGGCGUGCUGAAUUACGCCGUGAAUUCUUAAAACAAAGAACAAACCCUUUCAAACAUGCUGCGGAGGCUGGUUAUGUUUUCGACGAAGGACAUCAAAGAUUUAUUUCUAUGAAAGUUACGCAAUUUGAACAUUUUCAACCGAACCGCAGGAACGCUCUUUUUGGAAUCGGAGCUAUUGUGAUCCCUAUGUUUUUAUACGGAUACAUGAUGCAUAAAGAGCGCUCAGACCGCGAGGCGAAGGUCCGAUCUGGAGAACUUCGUUAUAGAGACAGGCUGUUCAAGCUCCAGUGAAUUGCCAUUCUGUUUAAAUAUGCUUAGAUGUCGAAAAGUUUAAUAUAAAUAAAAUCAGUUGUUUAUCUUA